Molecule: messenger RNA, 2237 nt
Organism: Mustela erminea (ermine)
Lineage: Eukaryota; Metazoa; Chordata; Mammalia; Carnivora; Mustelidae
Gene: KCTD14
Product: potassium channel tetramerization domain containing 14
Exons: 3
Coding region: 1240-2067 (275 amino acids)
Biological process (GO): protein homooligomerization
Molecular function (GO): protein binding
Source: RefSeq, a predicted model, not a curated record
AAAAAUAAAGUGAAUAUUUGGGUCCCAGAUCCAUUUAAGCUCUAGCCUAUAGUCAGAUCUUUUCAGGAAGAUUUUUCUCCACCCAGAACCAAGGAAUAAGACAAGCACAGCAUUCCUCUUGAGUGGAGGAUUGUUUUAUAAUUUACCUUUUUGUAGUCCUUGAUCCAAUGUCCUACACUGUGAGUGGCCCAGACUUUGUCUCCUACUUUUUCUCUCUCUUUUUUUUUGGGGGGGGGGGGUUGCGUUAUGCGCUUCACAAAUACUGCAUUUUUUACAAACUGAAGUUUUGUGGCAACCCUACAUCAAGCAAGUCUAUCAGCACCAUUUUUCUUUCUUCCUUCCUUUCUUUUUUUUUUUUUUUUCCAAAAAGAUCACCAAACCCUGGGAUCAUGACCCCAGCUGAAAGCACACUCCCAACUGACUGAAUCGCUCAGGUGCCUCCCAGAUUUUCUUUGUUUUAAUGACGCCAACAGUUUUGAGGAUUAUUAGUCAGGUAUAUUGAGGAAAGUCAUUCUAUUGGAAUUUGUUAGAUGUUUUUCUCAUGAUUAGAUUGGGAUUAUGGGUUUUGGGUAGAAGAUCACAGAAGUGCCAUUUUCAUCACAUCAUUCCAAGGGUAUUUACUAUCAUCUUGAUGUUGACCUUGAUUACCUGGCUGAGGUAGGGUUUGUCAAGUUUUUGUUUCUGUUCCACCACCCCCCCUUCCUUUCCAUGCUCUCCUCUUUGGAAGAAAGUCACUAUGCAUGACUAUACUUUAGGAGUGAGGAAUUAUGCUCCCCCUCUUAGGGUUAUGUUUUAACAAGCAAAACAACCCACACGACAGGUAUCUUAGCUCUUUGCAUCAAUGGUCAUGCCUUGAACUUUUAGCAGCUGAUCUUAAGUGGAAACAUAUUCUGCACUGGCCACCCUUUCUCUUGGAGCCUCACUUUCCUCAUUUGUAAAGUUAGGGUUAUUGAUCCUUCGCCCCUAGAACUGUAGAGAGUAGAAAGUCUCCUGCUGUCGGUGUCAAUUCCCUCUGCCUCCGGCUUUUGGCUAUCUGGGAGCCCCCUCCCAGAGAGGGUCAGUGAUGACCUAAGGUCUUACAGCAUGCUUGGCAGAGCCAAAGUCAACCCCGGGCUCUAACCACACCCUGGGUCCACUUUGCCCCACCCGGGGGCGUGGAGCAAAGGUGUACUUCCGCCAGCCAGCCGUAGGUACCUCACACGUGGCGAGUCUGGGUGCCCAGCCACCUGCAGGACCAGAAUGAUGAGUCUGAGCUCGGGAUCCCGCUCUCUGCGGUCCAGCCAGGCCUCCCCCUCCACUGGCCCGUCAGGGGUCUGCUGGCAGCACUCGGUGUUCCCCAAAUGCAACCUCUCAGUCCGUUCCCAUGUCUCCCUCGCACUGGCCUGUGGGCAUCUCCAGGGAUCUCCUGUCCUAGAGCUUAACGUGGGAGGCGAGUUGUACACCACCACCGUGGGCACCCUGAGAAAGCUCCCGGGUUCAAAGCUGGCAGAGAUGUUCUCCAGCUCCGCUAAGGCCUACACGGAUGCAGAGGGCCGCUUCUUCAUCGAUCGCCCCGGCACCUAUUUCGGACCCAUCCUGGACUACCUGCGCAGCGAGCAGCUGCCCACACACCACAUCCCGGAGGUGUACCGCGAGGCGCAGUUUUAUGAAAUCAAGCCUCUGGUCAAGCUCUUGGAGGACACGCCGCAGAUCUUCGGUGAGCAGGUGGCCCGGAGGCAGUUCUUGCUGCGGGUGCCGGGCUACAGCGAGAACCUGGAGCUCAUGGUGCGCCUGGCGCGCGCCGAGGCGGUGGCGGCUCGCAGCUCCGCGGUGCUGGUGUGCGCGGUGCGCACUGAAGAAGACGCGAUGCUCUGCGCGGAUGCCCUGCGGGUUCUGGAGGCCGAAAAGAGGUCGGUGGUCAAGUUCGGCCCCUGGAAGGCGGCCCCGCAGGUCAAGGACCUCCUCGACUGCGUGAAGAUGGACAUUACGGCCCAGGGGUACCAGGUACACUAUGAACAGUUCUCGGAGAGGACGUUACGGACCAAGCACUUGGGUUACUUUUACACAUUCGUCUUCAUCUGGUGGUGAUCCCCUGGGGAGGGGAGGGGGGGGACACAGUUUAUUUCAGGUUCUGGUGCGACUUAUGAAAUUAAAAGUUGCCUUCAAAAUUCGUCUUACUUGGGGCACCUGAGUGGCUCAGUGGGUUAAGCCUCUGCCUUACGCUCAGGUCAUGAUCCCAAGAUCCUGGGAUCGAGCCC